AAGGGGAAAAAGGAAACCUUGAGACCCACUCUACACCAUGCCCUCCUCCUCUCAACCCAUCGACGACUCCCAAGCCGCGCGCAUAACCUCCUCCUGCCCUCCUUCCACCUCGGAGAUCCUCCAAGCAGCAUGGGACCACGAUGUCGCCGCAGUUAGUAAGCUCCUCGACAAACCAGGCAAGGCGAGCGUCCAGGACCCCACGACGGGCGAGACCCCACUGCACGCCGCGAUCCGGUCGUGCGGUCCUGCCACGAGCACACCUUCGGACGAGGCUGCCCUCGAGCAGGCUAAGGCCACCGUCAGUGAGCUGCUCCUCUGGGGCGGUAUCUGGAACGAUGUGGACGACCACAACGAGACACCCGGUUGCGUCGCAUACCGUCUAGGGCAGACGGCUUUGUAUACACUCUGCGUUGAGGCCGGAAUGCGCGCCGAGAUGCUGUUUGGCCUGCUCGACGGGUACCAGGAGCUCAGCUCCGGCUCUGAGGCCGACGACGAGGACAUGGCCGAGGACGAGGAGCCCGCGCAUGUCGAGGUCGAUACAGCCGGCAUGAACCCCGAGCUCGAAGAUGGCGAGGAUGCUCCGGACCUGCCGGCAGAACCGACGUUCAGUCCGCCAGAGAACGGCACCGAGAGCGAGGUCAAGAGCGAGAAGUAUCUGCGGUCGAAACUCACGUACUCCGAUGGAAAGCUUGUGGACGACGACGGCAAUGGCGUGAUGAUGGCCUGGGAGACGGACAUUAUGCGGCGGAGCGUGGAUGCGCUGAUUCCCGAGCACGCACCCGGGAAGAGGAUUCUGAAUAUUGGCUUCGGAAUGGGGAUUAUCGACAGCAUGUUCGCUGACACGAAGCCCGCAAGACACCACAUUAUCGAAGCGCACGAGGAGGUCCUGGCACAUCUUGACGAGCCAGAGUCGACAUUCGGGGCAAAUUGGGAGGCCAGCGGACCUGAGGAGGGCGCGUACAAGGUUCAUAAGGGACGCUGGCAGGACAUUGUGCCCGUAUUAUUGGAGCGGGGCGAGAUUUACGACGCCGUGUAUUUUGAUACCUUUGGCGAAGCUUAUAGUCAGCUGAGGAAGUUCUUUACUGAGUAUGUCCCCGGCUUGCUGGAAGCAGAUGGCGUGUUUGGUUUUUUCAAUGGUUUGGGCGCGGAUAGGAGAAUAUGCUACGACGUCUAUACGAAGGUCGUUGAGUUGCAUCUCACGGAUGCAGGUAUGGACGUCGAUUGGCAAGAGAUUGAUGUGGACCUCCAAGGGCUGGAGGAGGCCGGGAAGGGCGAGUGGGAGGGCGUCAAGAGAAGGUAUUGGACACUGGACAAAUACCGCCUGCCAAUCUGCACCUUCUUGGGCUGA
Messenger RNA from Cryphonectria parasitica EP155, 1348 nucleotides. RefSeq lists its product as uncharacterized. Gene Ontology annotation, biological process: peptidyl-arginine methylation. NCBI's taxonomy places the organism in Eukaryota, Fungi, Ascomycota, Sordariomycetes, Diaporthales, Cryphonectriaceae. The record is from RefSeq and is a predicted model, not a curated record. The coding region runs from base 38 to 1348 and encodes 436 amino acids. Gene Ontology annotation, cellular component: nucleus; cytoplasm. The transcript has 3 exons. Gene Ontology annotation, molecular function: protein arginine N5-methyltransferase activity.